This is a messenger RNA of Anopheles cruzii, 557 nucleotides long. RefSeq names its product prisilkin-39-like. The transcript has a single exon. NCBI's taxonomy places the organism in Eukaryota, Metazoa, Arthropoda, Insecta, Diptera, Culicidae. The annotation marks the transcript as partial. The record is from RefSeq and is a predicted model, not a curated record.
AUGGCACUCAUCCACAAGACGAUGGACCUCGAGACCCUUAUGGAGUAUCUCGAAGAGGUGCACGACAGUGCCGAUCGCGUCACCGAUGCGGCCCGCCGUUUGCGGAUUACGGAAGGCGACGAAAAUCUUGCUCCUAAUGCUCCUAAUUGGGGGUAUAUGACCCAGGGAUGGGGAAAUCGAGAACAGGGCCCUCCUCGGGGGAGCCAGCCUUGGGGAUACGGGCCAGACCACCAUGGUCCGGCCCCGGUUAAUGGGUACGGCCCAUAUGGCCGAGACCAGAGCCCGGCCCCACGUGGCGGGUACAAUCGCUAUCCGGCCCCACUCGGAUAUGAUCGCUAUCCCGGAUAUGAUCGCUAUUCCGCCCCACUAGGCGGAUACGACCCCCGCUAUGGGGAACAGUAUCGGGGCCCCGAACCGUACAGCAAUUACGGCGGUUACGGUUACGGUCUCUGCGACACACAACCCGGCGGUUAUAACUACGGUUACGCGAAUCAACACAACGGGAAAAAUCAUCAUAACCACCAGAAGUCAUUCAAGAAACACCAUAACCAACAAAA